UAGCAGAGAAGCCAGCACCAUACACCAACGUGAUCAUGCCCAGUCUCUUCAGCAUCAUCUGUUUCCUGGGCAUUGUGGGGAACCUCAUUGUCAUCUACACUAUCGUCAAGAAGAAGAAGUUGAGAUGCAAACAGACCGUGCCUGACAUUUUCAUCUUCAACCUCUCCAUUGUGGACCUCCUCUUCCUCUUGGGCAUGCCGUUCCUCAUCCACCAGCUCCUAGGUAACGGCUCAUGGUACUUUGGAGCUCCCCUCUGCACCAUCAUCACUGCCCUGGACACAAACAGCCAGAUCACCAGCACCAACAUCCUUACAGUGAUGACACUGGACCGUUACCUGGCGACUGUCUACCCUCUAAAAUCUACCUAUGUCCGGACCCCAUGUGUUGCAGCUCUAGUUAUCUGCUUGGUGUGGCUCCUCUCCUUCCUGACCAUCAUUCCCGUGUGGAUGUAUGCAGGUCUUAUGCCUCUGGAGGAUGGGACCGUCCGCUGUGCUCUCUUGCUUCCCAACCCAGAGACUGAUAUCUACUGGUUCACCCUCUAUCAGUUCAUGCUGGCAUUUGCUGUGCCAUUGAUUGUGAUCUGUGUGGUCUAUUUUAAGAUCCUCCAGCACAUGGCCACCACUGUGGUCCCAUUGCCUCAACGGAGCCUCCGGGUACGUACGAAGAAAGUCACCCGCAUGGCAGUCGCCAUCUGCUCUGCCUUUUUUAUUUGUUGGGCUCCCUUCUACAUCCUCCAGCUGGUUCACCUUGGCAUCGACACGCCAUCCAUGGCCUUCUUUUAUGCCUACAAUUUUGCCAUUAGCUUGGGCUAUGCCAACAGUUGCCUCAACCCCUUCCUCUACAUUGCCCUCAGCGAGACCUUCAAGCGCCAGUUCUUAGUGGCCAUCCGCCCUGCAGAAGAGCCAUGUCGCAACAGCAGCUCUGUCAACAACAGCAUGACAGAGGCCAGUGUAUGUCUGAAAAUGGCACCAGAAUCCACCCAGCAGACUCAGUUUCUGGAGGACUUUUCCCCACGUUCACUGCCUGUGACUGUUCACUAG
Messenger RNA from Phaethon lepturus (White-tailed tropicbird), 1040 nucleotides. Its product is annotated as melanin-concentrating hormone receptor 1-like. The record is from RefSeq and is a predicted model, not a curated record. Lineage: Eukaryota; Metazoa; Chordata; Aves; Phaethontiformes; Phaethontidae. The annotation marks the transcript as partial. Gene Ontology annotation, biological process: neuropeptide signaling pathway. Gene Ontology annotation, molecular function: melanin-concentrating hormone receptor activity; neuropeptide binding. Gene Ontology annotation, cellular component: neuron projection; membrane. The transcript has a single exon.